AUGUCGCUCAACGCACUCCAGACACCCGAAACGCCGCUCAAGCCGGCGCAUCCUGCACUCAGGCUCCCUGUGAUGCAGCUGCCGCCGCUCGUGUCCGAUGCGGAAACGCAAAACAACCGUGCAGCCAACGAGGCGCUGAUUCGCGAGCUCGAACAGCGUACCCAGAGCGUCCUCAACCAAGGCAGUGGCAGGACGCAGCAGCUGCACCUCAGCCGUGGUAUGCUGCUGGCUCGCGACCGUAUCGCACUGCUGCUCGACCAAGACUCGCCUUUCCUGCAGCUGUGCACAUUUGCUGGCUACGAGCAAAAGGAUUGCACGCCUUCCGGCAGCGUCGUUGGUGGUAUCGGCCUUGUCAGCAACACGCUGACCAUGUGCAUUGCGCACAUCCCCACGCUGCAAGGUGCAUCGGCCAACCGGGCUCAGAUCGCCAAGAUCCAGCGUCUGGGCCAGAUUGCCCACGAGAACAGAUUGCCCAUCGUAUUUCUUGUACACAGUGCCGGUGCCAGUCUGCAACAGCAGUUUGAGUUCCACCACGGUGCUCGUCAAUUCUAUGACUUGGCCACUCGCUCGCAGGAUGGCAUCCCCACGUGCUCUGUGGUGUUUGGCCAGUGUCCUGCAGCGGGCGCCUACACGCCAGGCAUGUCGGACAUGACCAUCAUGAUCCGCGAGCAGGCGCAGCUCUUCCUCGGUGGCCCUCCUCUGGUCAAAAUGGCGACAGGAGAGGUGAGCAACGCAGAAGAGCUGGGCGGAGCCGAGAAGCACGCUACCGUCUCUGGUGUCGCGGACUGUUUGGUCAACAACGAGGUCGAGGCGAUCACAGAGGCGCGAUACUGGGUCGCUUCGCUCAACUGGGGUGAACGCAUCUCGCGGCCCGAGUCGCUACGGCUGCCUCAGUGGGACAGCCUCGAGCCGCUGUACUCGAUGGACUCGCUGCUCGACGUGGCUCAGGCCAACAUCAAGAAGCCGUGGCGCAUCGAGCAGCUGAUCGCACGCAUCACCGAUGGCAGCCGCUUCAACGAGUUCAAGCCACUCUACGGUGCAAACACGGUGACGGGUUUCGCCUACGUCGCCGGUCACCCCGUAGGCAUCAUUGGCAACAACGGGGUGCUCAAUCCUUCAGAUGCACAAAAGACGACGCAGUUCAUCCGGCUGGCCAACAACAACAACGUGCCGCUCCUCUUCCUCCACAACAUCUCUGGGUUCAUGGUUGGACGCGAGUUUGAGGCCGCAGGCAGCAUCAAGUACGGUUCGCUGCUCAUCAAUGCCGUAGCCAACUCGAAAGUUCCGCACAUUUCCAUCAUUGUCGGGUCGAGCUACGGCGCGGGAAACUGCGCAAUGUGUGGACGCGCGUACGAUCCUCGCUUCCUCUUUACAUGGCCACAGGGGAGGACGUCGGUCAUGGGUCCCGACGCGCUGGCUGGAGUCGUGGAUAUGGUGGAGCGCGAGAUCCUCAGCCGCAGCGGAAAGCCCAUCGACGAGGCUCGCCAGCAAAAGCGCAGGGAAGCCAUGUUCAACAAGGUCUCGACCGAGUCGGAUGCCUACUACGCUUCCAGCCGCAUGAUGGACGACGGCAUCAUCGACCCGCGAUCGACGCGUCAGGUCGUUGGAUUCUGCCUCGAGAUCUUUGCUCAGGAAAAGAUUCAGGGCAACCCGGGCUUCGGUGGCGUCUCGCGCAUGUGA
Messenger RNA from Pseudozyma hubeiensis SY62, 1680 nucleotides. RefSeq lists its product as hypothetical. The transcript has 2 exons. The record is from RefSeq and is a predicted model, not a curated record. NCBI's taxonomy places the organism in Eukaryota, Fungi, Basidiomycota, Ustilaginomycetes, Ustilaginales, Ustilaginaceae. The coding region runs from base 1 to 1680 and encodes 559 amino acids. Gene Ontology annotation, molecular function: ligase activity.